AUGGAUUUGGAGCAUGAACACAUUAAGUUAACAGACUGGCAACAUUAUCUAAGCGAUUUGGCGAGAAUAGAAGAUCCAAAUUACCUUCCCACAGAACAAGAUAUAUUACGGGCUCGUGCUCCUACAACGGGUAUUAUAGAGUAUCCAUUUGAUUUAGACUCAAUUGUAUUCAGGAUGGUAGACGUCGGCGGACAGAGAUCAGAACGAAGGAAAUGGAUCCAUUGUUUUGAAAAUGUUACGUCCAUAAUAUUUUUAGUAGCGCUCAGCGAAUAUGACCAGAUUUUAUUUGAAUCUGAAAAUGAGAAUCGAAUGGAAGAGUCAAAAGCGCUAUUUAAAACCAUCAUAACAUACCCAUGGUUUCAACACUCUUCUGUGAUCCUGUUCUUGAAUAAGAAGGAUUUGCUGGAGGAGAAGAUCAUGUAUUCUCAUUUGGUUGAUUAUUUCCCAGAAUAUGAUGGACCAAAAUGUGAUCAUAUACCGGCUCGAGAAUUUAUUCUGAAGAUUUAUCUAGAUCAGAAUCCUGACAAAGAUCGAAUGUGUUAUUCACAUUUUACAGCAGCUACAGGUCCUCAACGUGAUGCUAUAGCAGCUCGAGAAUUUAUUCUAAGAAUGUUUGUUGACCUGAAUCCAGAUAGUGAGAAAAUUAUUUAUUCACAUUUCACAUGUGCCACAGAUACCGAAAAUAUCCGAUUCGUGUUCGCUGCCGUCAAAGAUACGAUACUACAAUCGAACUUAAAGGAAUAUAAUCUCGUAUAGGAGAUUGCUGAAUUAACAAUUAAA
Ctenocephalides felis (cat flea) is the source of this 780-nucleotide messenger RNA. Its product is annotated as guanine nucleotide-binding protein G(q) subunit alpha-like. The transcript is spliced from 7 exons. The record is from RefSeq and is a predicted model, not a curated record. Lineage: Eukaryota; Metazoa; Arthropoda; Insecta; Siphonaptera; Pulicidae. Gene Ontology annotation, biological process: adenylate cyclase-modulating G protein-coupled receptor signaling pathway; phospholipase C-activating dopamine receptor signaling pathway. Gene Ontology annotation, cellular component: heterotrimeric G-protein complex. Gene Ontology annotation, molecular function: guanyl nucleotide binding; G-protein beta/gamma-subunit complex binding; GTPase activity. Bases 1 to 756 code for a protein of 251 amino acids.